CCCUCAACGCAAACACCCUCUUCAUUCUUCAAAUGCCUUAUAUAACUCCGAACCUGCGCCUCCUUUUCUCUUCUUCUCCUUUCAGACUCUCCCUUCCUCUUCUCUCCAACCCCGCCACACCCCGCCACUCCCUCUUCACCGUCCUCUCCUACUCCGGCAGACGAUACCGUUCCACCUCUGCCCCGCAACGAAACCUCAAUCUUCAAAAAAGAAACAAGAGCACAAACGAAAGAGGAGUUGUUCCAAUGGAAGAGAGUAAGAAUGAACCCUCUUUUGGGUUUAACAAAAGAAGGGCUGAGGGAAAAGAUGGUUCUGAUAAGCCUAAGAAGAAUCCUCAGCUUAAAGUUCGUAGACUAAACCCUACUAAUACUAUUUCGUAUGUACAGAUUUUGGGAACUGGAAUGGAUACUCAGGACACUUCGCCUUCAGUCUUGCUCUUCUUCGACAAGCAAAGAUUUAUUUUUAAUGCUGGAGAGGGAUUGCAACGAUUCUGUACAGAGCAUAAGAUUAAAUUAUCAAAGAUAGAUCACAUUUUUCUUUCUCGUGUUUGCUCAGAGACGGCAGGUGGACUUCCAGGUCUUCUUUUGACUUUGGCCAGUAUUGGAGAUGAAGGACUGUCUGUGAGUAUCAGGCUGACUUCAUGUCAAUGUAUGGGGUCCUUCAGACCUCAAGUUUUUAGUUGAUGCAAUGAAGUCUUUCAUUCCACAUGCUGCUAUGGUUCACACACGGAGCUUUGGGACAUCUCCAUCCUCUGAUGCUACUCUAACUGAUUUAACAAAGUUAACUGACCCCAUUGUUCUUGUUGAUAAUGAGGUUGUUAAAAUAUCAGCCUU
This is a messenger RNA of Pistacia vera, 833 nucleotides long. Its product is annotated as tRNase Z TRZ3, mitochondrial-like. The record is from RefSeq and is a predicted model, not a curated record. The transcript is spliced from 6 exons. NCBI's taxonomy places the organism in Eukaryota, Viridiplantae, Streptophyta, Magnoliopsida, Sapindales, Anacardiaceae. Gene Ontology annotation, molecular function: 3'-tRNA processing endoribonuclease activity. The coding region runs from base 33 to 683 and encodes 216 amino acids. Gene Ontology annotation, biological process: mitochondrial tRNA 3'-end processing. Gene Ontology annotation, cellular component: mitochondrion.